CCACGAACCAAGCAGUCUGUAAUGAAUAGGCAAGGCCAACCUCCGCUCCCCCAGAAAAGAGGAAACACUCAUCUGAACUACAUCACCUUUUUGGAGUCUUCAAAGUAACCAAGGAUUGAAAAGAACAGAAAUAAACUGAUUUCCAGCGCCUCUAGCUUUCCUGUUGAAAGCAGACAGAGUGUAUGAAGACCGUUCAAGUAUGUCAGAGACCUCCUCCCAUGACUCCUUCUAUGAUUCCCUAUCAGACAUGCAGGAAGAAAGCAAAAAUGCUGACUUCUUUCCCGAGCUAUCUGCUUUUCUCAGCCAGGAAGAGAUAAACAAGAGCCUCGACCUGGCCCGGAGAGCUAUAGCCACGUCCGAGACAGACGAUUUUGACUCAGAAAAGGAGAUCUCACAGAUUUUCAACACCUGUCCUGUCAGCCUCUGUGAAAACCCUUCCUGUAAGGAGACCAAACCGGGUGAGCCAACCUCCCCCGGAAGGCCGCCGGACAGCAGGCCCGAAGAACAGCCCGAGGGCAUCUCCUCGCCGGGUUCAAAGAGGAAACCUGGCCUCUCACCCCUCCUUGCCAGACCCAGCUACAUCCGCAGCCUCCGAAAGGCUGAGAAGCGCGGAGCCAAAACUCCCACCACACCUGGAAAGCCCAAAGCGGCGUGCCCAGGUAAGGCUGGCCCCCAGAGCCAGCUGUGUGACAAGGCAGCUAAUUUCAUCGAGGAGCUGACAUCCAUAUUUAGAGAAGCAGCAAAGCCAAGAAACAGAAGCGCAGAUGGGGAAUCCUCGUCGCCAGACAGCGGGUACCUGUCCCCUAAAAGUCAGCCGUCAGGCCUGAGGAGCGCCUCAGCCAGCCAGAGCCCCACCGGAGACCAACAGGAAAUGCAGGCGGAGGGCAAGCUGCCCGAGGCCGGGCACCGCUGCCAGGCGGCCCAGGACGGGGCAGUGCCAGGCGGCAGCAUCUCUCGGCCGCAGCCCCAGAACACCCUCCACUUCCCCUCGGCCCCUCGGUUCAUCCAGAAGCUGCGGAGCCAAGAAGUGGCAGAAGGAAGCAGAGUUUAUCUGGAGUGUAGAGUCACUGGAAACCCACCUCCUCGAGUCAGAUGGUUCUGUGAGGGGAAGGAGCUGCGCAACACUCCCGAUAUUCAGAUCCACGGCGAGGGCGGGGCCCUCCAUACCCUGGUCAUAGCAGAAGCCUUUGAAGACGACACAGGUCGUUACACCUGUCUGGCUACGAACCCCAGUGGCUCAGACACAACUUCGGCCGAGGUGUUCAUUGAAGGUGCCAGUUCAACAGAUUCUGACAGUGAAAGUUUAGCUUUCAUAUCGAAACCUGGAGCUAUGCCACAAGCUCAGAAGAAAACAACUUCCGUUUCCCUGACCAUAGGAUCAUCGUCUCCAAAGGCGGGAGUGACCACAGCUGUGAUCCAGCCGUUGUCUGUCCCUGUUCAACAGGUUCACAGUCCAACGUCGUAUCUCUGCAGACCCGAUGGAACCACUUCUGCCUACUUUCCUCCUGUUUUUACAAAGGAACUGCAAAACAUCGCGGCGUCUGAGGGCCAGGUGGUGGUGCUGGAGUGCCGGGUUCGAGGAGCACCCCCUCUGCAGGUCAAGUGGUUCCGACAGGGGAGUGAAAUCCAGGACUCCCCAGACUUCCGAAUUCUGCAGAAAAAACCCAGAUCUACCGCUGAACCUGAGGAGAUCUGUACCCUCGUCAUCGCUGAGACUUUCCCUGAAGACGCAGGGAUCUUUACCUGCUCGGCAAGAAAUGAUUACGGCUCAGUAACCAGCACUGCGCAGCUGGUGGUCACCUCAGCCAACACUGAAAACUGUAACUAUGACUCCACGGGCGAAUCCAACAAUGAUCAUUUCCAGCACUUCCCACCUCCCCCUCCGAUCUUGGAGACAAGUCCCUUUGAGUUGGCUUCAAAGAAAUCAGCUGAGAUGCAGCAGGUGAAGAGCCCCGAGCUGGGACACGGCACGGCCGCCCUUCAGAUGCAGCUCAAUUCUGCGGAGAGGGACACGGACGGCGUGCGUCCCAGCCACGGCCUGAACGGGCUGAUGAACGGCAAGGCUGACGGCAGUCAGUCUCCUCCAGCACCAGCUGUCCUGCUGUCGCCCACCAAGGAGCCUCCGCCUCUGCUUGCCAAGCCGAAACUGUGAGUAUUUCUGCAUGGUUUUAUAGUACUUUCCAUACCCCUGCUAAAUUGCCUCUCUGAUCAGCGACAACUUUUUGCCUGGACUCAGCUAGGUGGCACGUUGCCCCUUCUGCAGGCAAGCCAUCCCUGGCCGACGUGACUUUGCUACCAGGUGGGGUCUUUGAAAAAAUACAAAAGAUACCUAAAAAGAAAGAAGGUAAAUGAGAAGCUUGGUUACCUCUGCCCUUUGCUAAAAGCUGUAACUGCUUUCAGCUGUGAAAAUAUCUGUGCUCUGCGUCGCCUUCCAAUGUACAGCAAGGAUGUGGCCGCUCCCCAGAGGUGACGGGCAGGGGGAUCUACUUUGAGCUCUCUAUUAAAAGCAUUUCCCAGUGUUUUAAAUGUAAGAAUCAGUAAGGAAAUCUGAUAUAGAUAAGCACAGGAAGACUAAAAGCUGAGGAUGGAAACUCAUUGUACAGAACCUGGGGAGGGGAAUGACACCAGAGAUAACCAGGCUUGUCAGGAAGGAGAGCACCCUUCACAACACGACCUCCUAGGCUUUGGAAUUCCAUGUGACUGCCCGUUUUCACAAAUACCAGCUUCAUACUUUAUUUCCACUAUUUUCUUAGGGUGAUAAACCUCGCAUGAGCUGUUUCCAUUGGCACUCCAUAGCGGAGAGUUGUUAUGAAUGGAGCCAUUGCAAUGUCCGAGAGAGGCAAAAAUCAGUUCCCUCCUAAGGUUCUAUCAUAGCAUAACAGACCUUGAAUUACUGCCCUGAUAGAGGUCGGUGGAAAGGUCAGAGUCGUAUAAAAUGUAUACAUACUCGAUGAGGUCACAUUUCCUUGGGAAUGAACGCGCCGGGAUCUAGGAAAGCCCCUUAGAUUUUCCCAUGAUGUCUGAUGUUUUUGAUUUGGGGCAGGAAAGAUGACUUCAGGAUAGGAGUUACUUGUUUCUCUGAUACCGAACAGUCUCUUUUCUCUGUCACCAGCUCGUUUGUUAGAAUAUCUUAUAUAUUUGCACAUCACUUUAUUGUUUACCAAGUGAUUUCAUGAACAUUAUUAGACUAGUGAAAUAAAUCAGCCAAAUGAACACCUUAAGUUAACAAAUGGGCAGACAAUUUUAUAAAAAUAGACUUCUGGGCAAUCUUGUGUUAUUGCAGUUUCAAAAAUCUGUCUACGCAUUUAAUUCUUAUAUGCCACCCGGGCUCCGUUUUCAGGCAGUAGGGCUACUUGUUUUGUAUACAGUAGUGUGAAAGGUGCCAGGUGAACAUUUAAUACCUAUGCUCCAACUCCACUGAGACUCUGAACAGGUAAAAUGAGGUCAAAAGUGGCAGUCUUAAAAGAGAUUUACACUCAUAUGGCUUCAACCCAUAAAAUUAAUUGCCACUGCUGACCUUUUGUAUCUUUGCAUUUUGAAUAUGUAUUUGCAGUGCUUUUAAUGAAACAAGGGACCUGUUCUCCUGGGGAAGAAAGGGUGAAUGUUGCUUAAUGACUAAGACUUGACUGUGCUCUUGAUUAAGUGACCUGUAUCCACCGUAAUGGCUGUCAUAAAUUAGAUGUAAAUCACAGGAGAGCAAUGGAGGAGCUGUUAACAGGCAUUUCAGUCCUCCUUAUCUCAGAAGUUUCAACAGCUCCUCUGCUUUUAGCUCCGCUUUAUGGUGAUGCUAGUGUGCAUAUUGGGGGGUUGGGGCAUGUCUGCAAAACACAGACAGAACAAUCCUGUGGUUAUUAAGAGGAUGAGUAGCUUAAGCACAAGUUUGAAGAGUGACAUCAUGAUUUGCUUAUUAGUCAGAUAUUCAAUAUAAAAUAAGAUAUAGGAAAAACAGACUUUAGUGUUUG
Miniopterus natalensis is the source of this 3962-nucleotide messenger RNA. The record is from RefSeq and is a predicted model, not a curated record. Lineage: Eukaryota; Metazoa; Chordata; Mammalia; Chiroptera; Miniopteridae.